This is a messenger RNA of Malaya genurostris, 2930 nucleotides long. Its product is annotated as DDB1- and CUL4-associated factor 6-like. The transcript has 6 exons. Gene Ontology annotation, cellular component: Cul4-RING E3 ubiquitin ligase complex; cytoplasm. Gene Ontology annotation, biological process: positive regulation of transcription by RNA polymerase II. Bases 642 to 2708 code for a protein of 688 amino acids. NCBI's taxonomy places the organism in Eukaryota, Metazoa, Arthropoda, Insecta, Diptera, Culicidae. Gene Ontology annotation, molecular function: protein binding. The record is from RefSeq and is a predicted model, not a curated record.
UACCAAUUGUGUGGAUAAUUUUGCUGUCAACAAAAUUGUGUUGGUGUAUUUCAGCGGCAAUCAAUCAGCUGACGUUUAUCGUAGCGGUAUAAAAAUACUCGAAAUUUUCACUACUACUGCUGGCAUCCGUGCGUGAAACAGUUCGUGAAUUGCCAUUCCUACACAAAGGUUUGUGCAUACCCAGUUGUCUAGAACUGGCGUUGAAGUUUAUGUGAUCGAAAAUAUUCGCAAUUCACUGGAAUCAUUUUGUUAACUGUGAAAGUGCUUCCGUACGAGACGACAGGGUCAGCAUGCUACUGGUGCUGAGGAAUGCCGUCAGUGAGCUGCUAGCAGCUAGGCGUCGUCAUUUCUCGUUUCUAGUGGUACAGUGAUGGACUAAACAAACCAAACCGUCUGUUCCGGCUGUUAGUUGAAACCACCAACAGAACAAACGACAAAAGCUUGUGUUUUGUCCAACGGUCACUGAUAAGAUUGAAUGUGGUGUUUGCACUAUUGACACACAGUAGAAGUUAGAUAAUCUGCACAGUUGGUGAACAAAAUACGAACUGCAAUCGAAACGAGAUAGCGUGAGGUUUGCCGUUUAGGGAAGUUUUUUUCCGGAAAAUUUGAACAGCUCUGAACGAUUCAAAGAUCCGGUGAAAAUGCGAUCCGAUCGCAGAAACAACAAUAGCGUGUUCCGGACGUUGUACGCAGGUGGGGCGUGCCAUGGUGAUCUGUAUGGGUCGCGUGUUGCCUGCAGUAGUAAAGAUAGCCUGGACCUAAUCCAGCGAUUGGACCUAUGGAAAUCGUUGAAAGUCCACAAGGGGUGUGUGAACACCGUUUCCUGGAGUGACGACGGACAGCUGCUGCUGUCCGGAUCGGACGAUCAGCACAUCGUCAUCAGCAGCCCGUUCACCGGUCGGACACUGUUCCAGCACAAGACGACCCACCGGGCUAACAUCUUCAGUGCUCGAUUUCUGCCGCAGAGCGGUAACCGUGAGAUUGUGUCCUGUUCAGGGGACGGAAUAGUGCUCUAUACCGAGCUGAAGAACGUAGCGCUACAGCCGGCUGAAGCGCACGAACGAAAUUUGAACUACUUCAACUGUCACAGUAACGGGACGACGUACGAAGUGCUGACCGUGCCAUCUGAGCCGCGCUCCUUCAUGAGUUGCGGCGAGGAUGGAACGGUUCGAUUGUUCGAUCUACGAAAGAUGACGCGUUGCCUGAAAACUUGCUGCAAGGAUAAUAUUUUGAUUCUGAGUCCGUCGGCGGUUACGGCUAUGGCGUUGGCACCGAUUUCGUUGAACUACAUAGCAGUGGGUAGUUCCGACAGUCACGUACGGAUUUACGAUCGCCGGUUUCUGAAGCUAGUCGACUGUAAUACUCCGGGAUCACCGAACGAUCGUCACACCAUACCGAUUAAAAUGUUCACCAAUCCGUCGAUGGAGAAGCGAUCGUUCCGGGUGACAUCGAUCGCGUACAGUGGGGAUGAGAGUGAACUAUUGGUUAACUAUUCAUCCGAUCAUCUCUAUCUGUUCGACGCCACCCGCGAAGGUAUCGAGGUGUCGACCGCUCAGACGUCCAGCAGUACCGAUAAGGGAAAACGGGGUUCCAAAACACAGCACAGUAUUGACAGUCCGCCACCGGUGCGCCGGUUGCGUUUGCGUGGCGAUUGGUCCGAUACAGGGCCAGAUGCACGGCCGGCCCGCGAGAUGGCCUCGCGGGUAUUCGGGGCCGGCCAGGCUCGGCCACAACUGCAGGCUACGAUCAUGAAUCGUAUGACCGAGGUUCUGUCGCGAAUGUUGGCCGAUCCCCGAACGCGAAUCGGACUCACCCACACGAACGAACUGACGAACGAUAGCGAUCUGGCGAAUGUCGUUGACGAUUUUCGCACCUUUGCUAGCAGUUCCGCUAGCCAGGACGGUGCUGACGGUGCCUCCGGUCAGGAACCGCAACCAUCGACGAGCGGAACACAACCAAAUCGGCAACGUUCUGCGGAAAAAGAUGACGAAGAUGAUGACGACGGCGACGAUGGGAAGAAUGUAAACAUUAAACAAAACCAAAGAACAAAGUCUGAUGAUGAACAGCUUGAUUCCACGUACGAAGCGGAAUUGAAAGCACUGAACGAUCUCGAACGGAAAGUCGCAAAUUACGACUACGUAAUUCGCAAAUUUGUUGGUCAUCGAAACGCUCGAACGAUGAUCAAGGAAGCUACCUUCUGGGGUAACGAUUACAUUAUGUCCGGUUCGGACUGUGGCCAUGUGUUCACCUGGGAACGGGCAACCGGCCGGUUAGUGAUGCUGAUGGAAGCCGAUCAACAUGUAGUGAACUGCGUUCAACCUCAUCCGAUGCUACCGAUUCUGGCUACGUCCGGAAUCGAUUACGACAUCAAAGUGUGGUCACCGAUGGACGAAGAGAAAGUCCGCUUCGAUCAAGAAUCAGCCAAUGAUCUCAUGGAACGGAACGCUGUGAUGUUGGAAGAAACUAAAGACACCAUUACUGUCCCAGCAUCGUUCAUGAUUCGAAUGCUCGCGUGCAUACACUCGCUUCGGAAUCGACGGAGUGCUCCGGCUCCGGCUGCGAAUGGUGUGGUGCCAGAUACUGCUGAAAACAGCAAUGGAAAUGACAGUAACAAUAAUUCCAACGACGAUGGUGACGCCAACAACGACAGUUCAAGUAAUGGGCAAGCUGGCCCAAGUGGCAGUGGCAACUCGGAACAUUUUCUGUAGGACGAUUGAGUGCCAUUAUUGUAUCAUAAACGCUUCCGAGUCUCGAGCAAGACUUAAACCCUAUUUUUGCACCCUCUUUGAUUCCAUACAAACAUGAAACUUUAACUCGUUUUAUUGGAUGUGCAUUAACAACUCAGCCGGCAGAGCAAAACAAGCAAGAUGUGAUUUUUCGUUGUACGAUCAGACCCGAUCAGUAUAAUUAUUGCUAUUGAGAACAGAGGA